GGUUAUGUGACACCUCAGCGAACAGGGUAAAGGUGGACUGUUUAGUGCUGUGAUCUGGCCACCGCCCUCCAAGCGUCUGUCAGCUGCCCUGCAGACCCAGAACAGUAGACCGCGACGCACUUCCCGUCCAGCAUGUCCGUCGGUCGGAGAAACUGGUCCACAUUGUCCAGUUUGGCGCGCCAGUGGACAAUGGAGGACGAGGAGGAGGUGGAGAGGGAGAGGAGGAGGAGGGUGAAGAGCUCAAGCAAUGACACCGACAGCAACUUCUGCGCAGCAGCGCCCGUUGACACGCCCGCGAGUGACCAGGGAGCUGCCCACCCACCUGAAACCUCUCAGGACUCCAGCAGUACGGAGCAGAUACCGCUGGACUUCAUGGAGAUGCUGCGGGUGAGAGAUGAGCGGCGCAGGAUGAGACACAUGGAGUCGCGAACAUGCCAGAAGGGGGUCAACGAGGAUGACGUUGAGUCUCGCAGAGAAGGAGGAAGAGAAGGAGACAGGGAGGAGCUAACUGCGGAGCAGGAGAAAUCCACCAAAAAUCAGCCACAACAGCAAGAAAAUGAAGAAUCAUCGGAGAAAGAUGCCCUUUGCAGACAACCAUCCAACCCAACGCGGAAGUUUGUCAGUUCGGUUUCCAUCUCUCUGGACAAGAGCCCUUCUGCGAGCGGGCAGACAACUCCUGUGAGUCCCCUCUCUCCGAUGACCCCCAGGUCACCUCGGGAACACUGCUUCUCACCUUGCAGUAGCCUCUCCCCUAAAGGACCCAGGAGUCCCAUUCCCAAUGGACACACACCAGAGACAAGUGCGAUGAGCUCUUCGAGCAACAAUAACAGCGAGCAAACGACCAAACCUCUCUUAAUCAGGAAGAGCUCCAGGACCGUAUCUUUUCGGAUGAUAAGGAAGAACGAGGAGACUUCACCAUUGCAGAGGAGUGCAAGUGUCAGGGUGGCCUCCAAAAAGUUUGAAUCCCAAACAGUGAAGAAUGAAACCCUCAAUGAGUACGAAGCGCCAGCUUUCCAGAGGAACUCUGUACAACGAGUCUCAUCGAGGUCCAUCCAGGAGAAAAUGGCGAGGCUGGCCCAGGCUGCACAGAAAUCGGAAACGGGUAGAUGUCCCGAUGUGAGCCAGCGUACCUUGUACCUGCUGGAUGAGGUGUCCAGGAAGAGGUGCAUCUUUGAGAAGGAACCGCAGGGAGACAGCCCACUGAGCCCUUCCAAACACGAACUUCGGGGCUCCACGUCAGGAAUGUCGGAUCGGAUCAACCGCUGGCUGGACAAGUCUAACCCAACCGGAUCAACCUCCAGUCCCACGGAGGUCAGAAAUGUGGACUUCACCAGCAAAAGGAGUUUGUUUGAGAGAAGAGGCCAUGAAAAUGUCACAAACUACAAACAAGGACAAAUCUACAAGUGAAAGAUAAUUUCGCCAUAUCAAUUUGGCAAAGUACAACGAACCUUUGUAAUCAGAUUUUUUGUAAACAUACAAAGUGGGAGCAAUUGAAUUGGCUUAUCUUUACCUUUAUUUGUCUAUUUCCACCCUCUUCAGCUUCUUCCUGAACAAGAAUAAAAUAAAAAUUCUAAAAGUUGUAGUUUUGCAAGACUGAAAAGGAUGAGACUUCUUUCAAUAUUAUACGUGUUUAUGUUGAAAGUGCAAUUGUAAUUUUGUCAAUAUUUAAGCACUUUUGAGAGUUUAGGAUCAUGUGCCAAUCUACACAUGAAAUCGUUUGUGUAUGUGCAACGUGUAAAUCCCCAAUUAUGAAAUAAAGCCAUUGAC
Messenger RNA from Syngnathoides biaculeatus (alligator pipefish), 1767 nucleotides. It is a transcript of the gene lad1, whose product is annotated as ladinin. The transcript is spliced from 13 exons. Bases 133 to 1407 code for a protein of 424 amino acids. NCBI's taxonomy places the organism in Eukaryota, Metazoa, Chordata, Actinopteri, Syngnathiformes, Syngnathidae. Gene Ontology annotation, molecular function: structural molecule activity. The record is from RefSeq and is a predicted model, not a curated record.